This is a messenger RNA of Etheostoma spectabile (orangethroat darter), 815 nucleotides long. RefSeq names its product ss18, like 2 (gene ss18l2). The transcript is spliced from 4 exons. The coding region runs from base 265 to 597 and encodes 110 amino acids. NCBI's taxonomy places the organism in Eukaryota, Metazoa, Chordata, Actinopteri, Perciformes, Percidae. The record is from RefSeq and is a predicted model, not a curated record.
CAUCUCUAUAGGUACAUCCAUUACGUCACAACUGGACCAAGAACUACCAAUAUUUCAAAGGAAUCGAGCUGUAUUUAGGUAUUUAUAGGCCUCCAAUGUCGGAAACACGCCGGGUUCAUUUUUUAAUUCAGGAUUGUUAGACUGCAGCUCUCCGGAAGAUGGCGGUAGUGCAACAAGAUGACACGGUCGUCGAUCAACCCAAUCAAGGAAGAAGACAGUAAUAGCAGAAGACGCGUUCUGUUGUAGCCAUAGACUGUAUGGUCUAUGGUUGUAGCUAAACACAAACAAGUGGCAAACCAACUGCGACACAAAAUGUCGAUUGUCUUUGUGCCAAAGAAACUCCGAGGAAAGGCGAAAAUUAACCAGGAAACAAUACAGUGGCUGCUAGAUGAAAACGACCAGUUAAUAAGAUGCAUCACUGAGUACAUGCAGAAAGGACGAGCAGUGGAAUGUGUACAAUACCAACAGAUCCUGCACCGCAACAUCGUAUAUUUGGCAACCAUAGCUGAUGCCAGCCCAGACAUCACGCUUCCCUCCUCAAAUACUACAUCUAAUGAAACCUCAACACCAACUGGGAAUGGGCAUGGAGGGACAUGAUCAUGGCAGCUUCGGUCAGUGGAGUUGGGAUGGGGUGUCCAAUAUUUGACAAUAUGGUUGGGAAAUAUUUUACAUCACAAGAAAACAUUUAUUAAAACUAACAGUUUUCAGUAAUACUACCCAUACCAGGACCACUGGUACUUCAGUUCUGUAAGGCUGUAUUGAAUGUUUAUGUGAAAAUUCUGUGAAUUCAAAAUGUCAUUUUAGUAUGAAUUGUA